AAAUUCUUUGUCCGUGUUCUACCACGGUAUCCGCUAGCAAGAGCGGCAAGAUAGAAGAAUUCCUCAAGAAAUUCAAGGAUUUUGAAGCUGCACAGGCUAGAGAGCCAGCUCCUGAAGGAAAAGAUUCUGCUAGCUCUUUAAACACGGGAAUCUUUCCUCAACCUGAAAAGCUUUUCUUCCAUAUACAUCAAGAUGAUGUUCAAGCAUCUGAAGUGUUUGACUCAUUGUUGCUAUUCUUAAAUAGAAAAGAGUAUCAGAGGAACUUCAAAAACCUCUAUGACUUUUCUUAUUCCUUUAUCACUAACAUGUUUUAUGGUUACUCAGAGGAAGGAGAACUGGUUAAUUAUUUGAGAUUAGCAAGGGAAGCAGCAAAAAAAGCAAGCAUGUUCUGGGCUCUAGCAAGGCUAUGUUUUCUCUUAGGUAGAUUGAGUGUUAAAAAGCUUAAGUUUUCCCAAGCUCGAGUUUAUUUUGAGGAAGCCUUGGGAGCCGUAACUGGAGGAUUUAGUGAUAUGUAUCUGAUAAUUGCUCUUUAUACAAACCUAACGGGUAUCUAUUUGACACAAAAGAACAAAGAAAAGUGUGUUCACAUUUUUGACAAGGCUGUGUCCCUCCUUGUGGGAAUCCCUAAUUACAUUGGCAGUGCUGACCUUGAGUCAGAUAUUCUAAAGCAUGCUCUAAAGAGGGCAAUAUUGAGCCAGAGUGAGCAUGCAGAGGCAAGGGUAUGCUUUCUAUUGGCAAAACACUACACUGAACGCAAACAGUAUGAUGAGGUGCUGCCCUUCUUGGAAAGAUUGCAACUGUUGCUUAAUGACUUGAGUUUUCAAAACAGCUUGGCAAACAACUGCUACUUCAAACUAGCAGAGUCCUACAAUGAAAAAUGCUUACCACACAUUGUGUUAAGUUGCAUAAGGGUUGCCUCUUCCCAGAAUUUAGGUACCUUAAUGGAUUCCUUGAAAAGAAUUGAUUUGGUCAUCAAAAAUGCUCCCAAGCUCUAUGGCCUUAGGAAACUCAAGCAGACGCUCCCAUCCCAAAUUGCACCUUAUCUCACAAAAGCACUCUCCUCUUCGUUUACUAAUGACCACCAAGGACUACGCAGCUCUAUCUACCUUGGCCUAGCAGAACUGCACAGCCACUACAAGCGCUAUGGAAAAGCCAUCGCUUACAUGAUGAAAGUGCUGGACUCGGAUAUUUCUGCUAAGCCAGAGGAAACUGUUAACCAUUUGGUUUCACUUGCUUGGCUAUACAUUCUUCACAGGCAAUAUGAUGUGGCAUUAGCCAUUUUAAAUGCCAUUGGAGACUCUUCACAGAGCAAUCCUCAGCAACGAGGCAUCGUUUAUAAUAUGCUUGCCAUUGCUUUAAAAAGAAGAAACAAUACCAAAGGAGCUGCCGAGAGCUACUACAAAGCCCUGCGUCUUUCAGAAGAGACCAAUAGGACUCAUAACCAAGCUAUAGCCCUGGCUAAUUUGGGGGCCCUCUGCCUGCACGCAGCAGCCAGCAAGCUGGCAGAACACUAUUAUAUCAGGGCAGUGAAGCUGUUCUCCACGCUUCCAGUUAUGGACUGUGGCGGAGACUUUAUUCAAGUCCUCCUUCAGCUGGGAUGUUACUACGUUAGUGGAUCUCAGAGAGAAAAAGGAAGAUUUUAUUAUGAGUGGGCAUUUUUAGUUGCAAUGGAGACAAGUCAUCUGGAAAGUCAACUUCAAGCUAUUAAGCUGCUCUGUCAAUUCUACAGUACAGUUAUUCCUAAUGAGGCUCAGUGUGUCAUCUACAAUGAAUAUCAACUAUCUCUAGCAAGAAAGAUGUCCAACAAAGUUUUGGAGGGACAAAUUUUGGAAACCAUUAGUCAGCUCUAUCUGUCUCUAGGAACAGAAAGGGCUUACAGGUCAGCUCUGGAAUAUACCAAAAGAAGUCUUGGAAUAUUUAUAGAUCUUCAGAAAAAAGAGAAAGAGGCAUAUGCUUGGCUGCGGGCAGGAAAAAUCUAUUACAUUCUUAGACAGAAUGAGCUUGUGGAUCUUUAUAUUCAGGUUGCUCAGGAUGCUGCUCUUUACACAGGAGAUCCAAAUUUAGGAAUGGAACUGUUUGAAGCUGCUGGAGACAUAUUUUUCAAUGGUACUUGGGAAAAGGAGAAAGCAGUGACUUUCUACAGGGACAGAGCCAUUCCACUUGCUCUUGAGACGGGUAAUAAAAAUGCUGAACUCCGAUUAUACAACAAGCUGUCAGAACUGCUGAUGAACUUGAAGGCUUAUGAGGAAAGUCUGGAAUAUGCAAGAUUAUCCCUUAUGCUCAGUGUGAAUUUAGGAAAUCAGCUAAAUGAACGAGUAGCCUACCAUCGCCUAGCUGCCAUCCAUCACCAUCUGGGUCACUGUGAGCUUGCUGAACACUUCUACUUGAAAGCCUUGUCCCUCUGUUCCUCUCCUUUGGAGUUUGAGGAAGAAACAUUGUAUUAUGUCAAGGUGUACUUGAUCUUGGGAGACAUCAUAUUCUAUGACCUAAAGGAUCCUUUUGAUGCAGCAGGUUAUUACCAUUUGGCACUUGCUGCCGCCAUGGACUUGGGCAAUAAAAAAGCUCAGCUGAAGAUUUACACAAGACUUGCAGUCAUCUACCAUAACUUUCUUGUAGAUCGGGAAAUGUCUCUCUUCUUCUAUCAGAAGGCAAGAACUUUUGCAACAGAGCUGAAUGUUAGGAGAAUAAACCUAGCCCCUGAUAGGGGUUAUAAGAAUUCAAGAGCAUCUUUGAAAAAUGCAUCCUAA
Tinamus guttatus (white-throated tinamou) is the source of this 2747-nucleotide messenger RNA. NCBI's taxonomy places the organism in Eukaryota, Metazoa, Chordata, Aves, Tinamiformes, Tinamidae. The record is from RefSeq and is a predicted model, not a curated record.